UCACGGAGGAAGCGGGCAAACUUGGCGGAUGAGAGGUGAGUGCGGUUCAGGGGAUCUGCAGCACAUUCAGUGAGGGAGGGGGGAGACACAGACAGACAGACAGACAGACAGACAACACCCCGCUGCAAUUGCAGGGAUCCACAACAAUAGCAGCAGGAGACACACUUACUGACCAGAGCCGCGGGGGCUGGAGGGCGGUCCCGUACUUGACAUUGGCCGCCAGAACCAUAACGUCCAGAAAGCGACGAAGGCUCAUCUGCACCACCCCACACAGCAACAAAAGCACCACCUACCGGCAGCACGGCACACUCCCUUGCCUAAAUGCAUUACCUUUGGCUGUUUGCCGGUGACUUUUGUGAAAAGGAAGUCCAGUUUGGCCGGCGUGAGGAACUGAUUGAAGAGACAGGAGUCGAUGGCCAU
Vitrella brassicaformis is the source of this 420-nucleotide messenger RNA. The record is from the annotation of a GenBank genome assembly. NCBI's taxonomy places the organism in Eukaryota, Vitrellaceae.